Molecule: messenger RNA, 6251 nt
Organism: Toxoplasma gondii ME49
Lineage: Eukaryota; Apicomplexa; Conoidasida; Eucoccidiorida; Sarcocystidae
Product: tRNA (guanine(26)-N(2))-dimethyltransferase, putative
Exons: 11
Coding region: 1133-3226 (697 amino acids)
Biological process (GO): tRNA N2-guanine methylation
Cellular component (GO): nucleus
Molecular function (GO): RNA binding
Source: RefSeq, a predicted model, not a curated record
GGAAUUACGAAGGAGCCACUGUCGAAAAGCAAUGGAUGUCAAGAGAAAAGCGUUUCCUUUGCCAGUAUGAUCCUAGAACGAGGUUGCCGCUGUCACUCUGGUUAUUUGAUAGGCGUGUCACCGUCGUGUGGGAACGACACUUGCACGGCCAGCACAAAAGGACAGCAGGUGAGCGCCACCAGCGUAAAUUUCACCGGCUAAGCUGAGCUAUUUUUUGGCCACUUCGUGCUCUGCACGACCCCUUUCAAUGAUGAUGGCAGCUGCUCUACAGUCAUAGCCGCGCCGGCGACAGUUGAGUGACCCGCCUCAGGAGAUCCCGGGCUGUAGGCCGCGCAAUUUUAGCGAUAGGGCUUCGGAUGUGCACGCAACACUACGAGUACGAUCGACCAACAGCCAUUUUCCAACUGGCCAGUGGCGCUUACGGCUUACGUCAAUAGAGGGACCACAGGGCGAAGACCAGCGAUUUCCCCUACGACUUGAGGUAUUUUUCGCUUAAGAAAGCAUGUCACACAUUUUGGCCGUGUAACGUCCUCAGAGACAUACGACAUCUGUAUACGCAGCUCCUGGAACUGCUUGUGUACUUGACGCUCACAGACGCCCAAGAGCGUGUGAACAAUCGAGUGCUCCGCAUGCGGACGUUGUGCUAACAGGACACUCUGAGAUAUCAGACGUGACUCGUGACAUUUCUGAUGCGUUGUAGGGUUGGUUUAAAAUUUGGUUUUGUCCAGGUGGUCCUCACGGAGGGACGUUUUCUUCCAAAACUUGUACAGCCGACUCAGCCGGCCGAACAUGUUUUGAGGCUCUCGCAUGCAUCGCUGUUCUGACCACGCGCGGAGGACUGCCGACAAAACGGGACUCAAACGACACUAUGCAUUGUCCCUUCCUUCUCUCCAUUAAGGCCAGGAUAAAGCGCAAAUUUCGUCUAUCUUCGUAACUGCGUGUUUCCGCUCUAGAUGUCCCGCGUUUGCCGUCGACGCUGGACGGCAUCUCCAAGUGCUGCUCGCAAGCUGAUGCAUCGCCUCUGUUGCAUGAGACUGAGCUCUGGAUUGUGUAUGAUUUAGCAGACCGUGUUUUUACAAUUUAGACGUUUGGAACCACGGAAUUUAGGGGGCUACUUCUUUCCAGCGUCUUAAUGGCUUGUCCUGCCGCGGCGUCAGAUGCCGCAAAAACGAUGGCAUCCCCACAGGGUGACUAUGGCAGCGGACAUGGAGACCAGGCCACCUCGGGGUUCAUUCGAGAGGGAUUGGUCCGCAUAAUGAGUAGCGGCAACAAUGAAGUAUUCUAUAAUCCUGUCCAGGUGUUCAACCGCGACCUGUCUAUCAUGGUCAUCAAGGCCUUUGCUCAUCAGCAGCGCCAGGAAAUCAAACGCAGAGGAGAGAAGACGGCAGCUCGUACGAAGGAGGAAGGCAAGGAGGCUCCUGCCCCUCUUCGGUUCGAAGGAUUAAACGUUCUGGAGCCACUCGCGGCUACUGGACUGCGGUCUUUGAGGUACCUGACGGAGCUUGAUGAUGAAGUGAGGCAUGUGGUGGCAAACGAUCUGGAUCCCGCUGCUCUUCAAGCAAUGGAACGCAAUGCUGAACUUAACAAGGUCGUCCGCGAAAAACUCCAUCUAACGUGCAGCGAGGGGGCUCACCUGAUGUACGUGUUGGCAAGGCCUGGAAACCUGCAUCCCGGCACCCUUAAGAAGAUCCACUCUCUUCCCGCGGGCAGCUCCAUCCCCUCAACCUUCGAUAUGAACCCUCCGCUCUUCUCAUUCUCUCUCCCCCCUCUAUCGCUUUUUCUCACCCCUCGACAGAGGCCCCGAAACCAGGCCAAUGACAAUACUUCUGCAGCACAUGCGAGCUGCGGCUCUCGCGAAGACUCAACCGCUGUUUCGCAGCAAGGCGUGAGCGGUCCUGACGGCGAGCCCUGCGAAGGCGCGAAGCAGGACGCACAGAGUUCUCAUUCUGCGUCGGAAAAGGCGGGAGUGGGAACAAAACACGUGAAGGGACAACACGCCACCUUGGUGAAUGGAGGUACACAUCCUUCAGAUUUGCCUCUCUUCUUUGAUGUCGUCGACGUCGACCCGUACGGGAGCGUCGCCCCCUUCUUGGAUGCCGCCAUUCAGGCUGUGCGCCCCGGUGGUCUGCUCUGUCUGACCUCAACGGAUAUGCCAGUUCUCUGUGGAAAUUCACCCGAGGUUACCUUCUACAAAUACGGUGGAGCAGCGUUGAAGGCGAGAUACAUGCACGAAAUGGCUCUUAGGCUCGUUUUGUAUGCCGCCUGCUCAUGCGCCGCGAAAUACAAGAAGAUUGUAGUCCCACUUCUCUCAUGCAGCGUGGACUUUUAUGUCCGCAUCUUCGUCCAGGUCUUCGACUCAGCGGAAGGAUGCAAGGACGUCCACAGUCACUCGGCCAUAGUUCACCAGUGCGUAAAUUGCGACUGCUUUCGAGUUCUGCCUCUGGGGUCCGAAGUGCACGGAGGCCAGAAAGACAGUGCCGAGUCUUCUGAAUCAAAUCAAACCAAGAGGGGUGGAGAAAGCCGCGGCUGUGCGUCGACACGAGGUUCGAGGAAACGGAAAGCAGCGCUCUUGCCCGAGGAGGUGAAGGGGCGAUGCGACGAAUGCCAUGGCCGGAUGGUCAUUGGCGGGCCGUUUUACGCAGGACCUCUUUACCAGAGUGCUUUUGUUCAAGCUUGUCUAGACCUAUGCGAGACUGCCAAGGAAAGACUUCCGGGUCUCACAAUGGUGGCGCGAAUCAAAGGACUCCUCACAGCCAUAAAAGAAGAACUGCACCAGGUCCCGUUGUAUUACCACCUGCCCACGAUGUGCAAUCGGGCUAAGCUGGAAAUGAUCAGACCAGUUCAAUUCAAGGCUGCUCUUGUUCGCCUGGGGUACAAGGUGUCUCACUUUCACAGAGAGCCUCAAGCAAUAAAGACGGAUGCUCCAUCGGUCGUGGUCUUUGACAUCCUCCGAACACACGCCCAAAAGCACCCGCCGAAGCACCCGGAGAAAUUCCCUCUUCUUCAGAAGGAGAUCUGCACAAAGGAAGUUGACCUGACACCGAUGGCCUCUGUGACUAGCCAGUCUCCCAACGUCCCCAAGUGGCUUCCCAAUCCGACACCGUACUGGGGCCCGAAGAGUCGUGCAAGUUCGAACAAACGACAAAACGCAUCGACAUGCACUCCUCGUACGCAGAAACGGCCAAGAGAGGACGAAACCUACGAUGCUGAAAAUCCCUUAGUGUGAACAUAGACACGUUAGGUGUAAAAAUCGUUGUAUACAUGGUAAAUCGUUGAGGAUCAAACCGCUGCAUGUAUUCCAUGCCGGAUGCUGGCGCUGCUGGGACGCAGGGAGUCCUUUCAAAUCUCCCAUACAGCGCUGGCCAACCUUGGGGUUUCUCGGAGGUGAUGGAACAAUAUCGGCCAUGAUUUUAUUCACAAACUUUUGUCAACAUCCAAGCUACGUUGACAAAUGCUUGUCUCGCUCGUAUUGAAGAAUGUCAAUCCUUCGGGGGCUUAUGAUAAAGGCGCUGUAAAGGCGAAGUGAUGGGAUGUCAUCAGCCUCAGCCUGCCAGUCCAACAGAAAGAUUAACAUACAAAUGCGUAUGAUUCUUGAGUGCGGCUACGGAUCAUACGCUGCGUUCGUUUCAGUGUGUGUUGCUAUUUCGUGUUUUUGACAAGGUCAUGGCGACCACAUUUUGAAGAACGUCUUUGCUCUGUCUAGCAUUGUUAAUUAGGUAAUGCUUGCUUUUCACCUGCAUGAAUCACGGAAAUGACAGACUUUACGAGGUAGAACGCUACCGGCAUCCGAACCGCAGGACCUUGUUGCUAUCGAGAAGUGAAGCAGCUGUCAGCUUGAGGAAACAUCAUGAUAUGUCGUUGGAAGCUCCCAGCGGAGAGGAGUCAGCUAGAUCUUAUGCACAUGCCAUCAUGCGACGUCUUUAUCCCGUAAGCAGAGCGGAGAAGAAAUGUUACAGCCAGCAUACUCCUGGGAAGAGUUAAACGCAGUGUUGGUUGAUUCAUGGCCGGAAUCGUUGCUUUUCGUGCACUUGGACGUGAUUCAUCCACUUGCAACUGCCCGCCGUUGCCGACAAAUUCUGAGAUGAUCGAAAAUAUUGGUGUCAGCAAAGCGGUCUAGGGUGUAUUAUGCUUCACGUUGUUUUCUGUACUGCUUGAUGAGCUGGGCUGCUCUCCCCCUUGUGAGAUCUGGGUCGAAGUAAACCGCCUGGGAUUCGAUGGCAGCCAUAUUCUCGCCUCUGGGUAUCUUCACGUAGCCAUGAGUUCCCCAGUUGCUGCCCCAAGUGCUGCAACGAUAGUUUUCUGAACUGCGAACGUGCUAAUCAACUUUGUUUUCAAGCUUACUUUCUCACAACCCAGAACUUCUUUGGUUUUCCUGUAGCAUUGUCAGGUCUAAGGGAAGCGGCCAGGAAGCUUUAACUAUGUUGUGAGAUUGACAGACAGCGUUCUUACUCAUCUUCUCCCCAACCCACCACCGCAACUGCAUGGUUUGUGUACUCCCAACCUGAAACGGCCACAUACAGAAUGGGGAGAGAGGUAAUUGUCUUUCAGCAGUUACCGUUGAAGCCUUUCUUGGGGAUAUCGCAGAUUUUGCCGUGUUCAGACGGCUGAGAGUCAAACAAUCCGCUUUGAUACAUGAAGAGUGUGUCUGGCGCAUCAAUCGCAACCACGACUGGCCUGUACUCAAAAGUACUGCAAUGUUCAACGAAACACGAUGCCACGACUACCGGGUUCCCUACCCAUGAUGAUACAUCUCAUUCAUCAUCUUUUCCUCGUUGCACCCUUCGUAGAAACCGCCAACGUAGUUGUAAUCCUUCGCGUACCUAAGAUGACAGUGCUCAGGGUACUGACAACUAGCUUAUCUAUCUGUGGAACGCACCAGCGAUCAUCUGGUCCGCAUCCUGGGGCAGAGUGUUCUGGUGUUCUGUUCACUGAGCCGAUACUGGAAGGCGCAACGUAGCAAAUUUUUGCAUCUUAGUAUACGUAUAGCUUUCCCACUUCAUCUGACAAGAAGCAACUUGGGGAUCGUGGCUGGCAGAAUAUCUCUGCAACCGAAUUAAUCUUGUGUUGAAUGUAAUGGAACAUCUUGCAAGCACUAACCUGGCAUUGUUCCGUACCAAAGCCAAAUUCCUUGGCAUGCUUUCCCACCAGGAACGGAUAUCCACCGUCGCACCCUUGAUUGUAAGGCUGCAAAUAUUUUUGCUCUCUCAACCUGCACUCGCGCUGUUUUUCUGGGUGGCUUACAGAGCAGCUCAAAAUGGACUGGGCAGACAGAGGCGAUUCGAAAACAGUCGUAUUUUCUCCCGGAAACAGCUUGCUGAACAUAAUUUCGAAUCGCUUCUGCAAGAUAUACGCAGACGAGACAGCGUAGCAGCUCCCGCAAGCCCCUGUGUCGUGAGGGCCGUCUGUCAAAGUAACCAAACGAGAAAUAGCCACUCGCCAUACCCUGAUUGACCACGGGAUCUGUUUCCGGCUUCCAUGACUUGGAAAGAAAUGGGUCUCCCCAUGUCCUAGACAGAAAUUUCCAGGGCUCAGUGCACUGGCGGAGAGAAACUGCUAGCUGACCAUUGUUUGGGUGGUUUGCUGCGCCGUUCUAAAACGGUCUCGGCUGCGUUGCAUAUGGUACGUUGCUGUUUACCUUCAAGGGAAGAUUAUCAUUUGAUACACAAGUGAAUUCGUUACGGCUGAGACGUUCCAUGCCAGAAAAAAGACGUACUUCCAGUUCGAUCUUUCUGUAGAAAAGUUGGCAGAGCAUAUUCUACAAGCGGGUGAUACUUCCGAAAACCCAGCUGUCCCUUGUACAGGGAAAGAUCCCGAGGCGAGGCAUUGGCAAACUGGCGGUGGACCGUAGGUGUCCAGGUCUUCGGUCUGAAUGCCACCAUGGCUACCGUUCUACCGUUUUCAAGAAACUUUGGAACUUACGGUGAUAUGCCGUCGGUGAGUGACGACAACGAAGGCAUGGUGGGCAGCUGAUAGGCUGUGUUUUCAAGAACAACAGCUGGAAUGCUCUCUUCCCUUUCUUCCUUCCUUGUUUUCUCUCCAUAGAAACACCCCCAAGUGUGUUUCAGUUGAUGCUGAUCUUUCGACUCCUGAAACAAGCGGAAAAAAAAAGACUUUUCAGAUUUGCCAGAGAACGGCUGUUAAGCGUAACUCUUACCUCAACUGUCCAUCCCAUAUGUAUCUUGCUAGGGUCCGUUACGUAACACCUUGUUUCCCCGAAAGAAUCCUCAUUGUCUCCUACGGAAGCUCGUAAC